Triticum dicoccoides is the source of this 4286-nucleotide messenger RNA. RefSeq names its product putative disease resistance protein RGA3. The transcript is spliced from 4 exons. The coding region runs from base 419 to 3655 and encodes 1078 amino acids. Gene Ontology annotation, molecular function: ADP binding. Gene Ontology annotation, biological process: defense response to other organism. NCBI's taxonomy places the organism in Eukaryota, Viridiplantae, Streptophyta, Magnoliopsida, Poales, Poaceae. The record is from RefSeq and is a predicted model, not a curated record.
UCUCAUCAUCUACAGCUUACAGUGCUCUGUAUGUCUGUGCCCAUUGGAUCUAAUCGACCCAAAACCAACGCCUAACCCCCAGCAGCCCUCCACCGUACCGGCGGCGGACGGCAACACGCGCGGGUGCCAUCCUCCUCGUCGGCGAUGUAGCAGCAAGAUCCUUACCAAGCAUUCCCUAAUCUAAUGGCGCUAGCCCACCGUAGCCGAGGGGUAAUCGCAGCAGGCUCCGAUUCGGAUCUCAGCUGCUAGGUAGCCCCACCGUCGUCGACCCUUCACCGUGGCCGGACGGACGGGGCUUGCUCCGUCCACAACAAGGUAACCAAAGAUCGAUUCUCUUAUCCAAACCGCUCCUCUCUCUGCUUCGGUCUACCACGUCGCCUCUGGCCGGUACAUUUUCUUUGGCAGCAUCAAAAAUUCAAUGUCUCCGAUCUUGAUAGCCAUGGUGGGCUGGUUCGUCUCACCCAUCAUCCGCUCGCUCCUGCCCAAGAUCCUUGCCGGCAUCGGCUUCGACGCAUCCAAGAAGCUCCAGGAGCUGGAGAUCCACAUCAUCCCAGAGCUGAAGAAGACGCUGCAGGCCGUGGAUCAGGAGAGGAUGAUGCAGAGAGGGAAUAGAGUGAAAACCGAUUUGGACGCGCUGGACAAGAUGGCCGCCAUGCUCAGGCACGCUCUCGAGGACGCCGAAGACAUCUUCGACGAUGCUCAGCACAAGGUCGUGCUCGGGUGCUGGCAUCACCUCUGUGGUGCUUUCACCUCUUGCAUUGCCCGUUGUAAAUGCUGCUGCGUCUGGAUUGCACACGUCGUCCACACAAAAUCUGGUCGGCUGCUGCAGUGGGCACGGGACAUCUCCCUGUCCCUGUUCCUCCUGCGCAGGCCGGAGGAGCCUGUUUUGGUGAAUGUCGGUGCUGCGGUGGUCUCAGCCGAGCCCGUUCAAGUGACUAUCGAUAUUCCGGCCUCUGCUGCGGCCUCUGACGAGACUUAUCCGGUGACUACUAGUUCAGAGGCCACCAAUGACAAUCCUGAUUUGGCGACUACCGGUGCUCAGGCCUCUGAUGAUGCUGAGGCUUCCGGCGACGAGCCCGAUCCGAUGACUACACCCUCAGAUUCCUUGUCGAGGCGGUGGCUCUCUUGCUUGUGCAGCUCGUUCGACUUGUUCAAGAACUCUUGUGCAUCACUAUACAACUGGUGGUUAGUUCAUGUGUUUCAGGCUGCCUGCUUUUACAGAGACUGGUCAUAUCAAGUGGUUGGCAUCAGAAAAUGCCCGGAGAAUGCCAGCUUAUUUGAUAUAUUAGAUAUAUUACUUACUGCUAUCUCAAGAGGGGAAUUGAAGAAAAGAAUACAGAAGGUAGAAAACACCGUCAGUGAAGUGAAGAGCUCAUCACUCUUGGUUCUGGCACACGAAAGCAAACCAAAUGAUAUUGCCAACAAAAACAGGAGACGACUUGGAGCUGCUAACAAGCGGGAGGUAUUUGGUCGAGAGGUGCUGCGUGAUAAUAUCAUGGCAAGGCUGCGUGAGACACCACAGGGUGAUGCUGCAAGCUCGAGGACUAGUCCAUGUUACUCUGCGAUUGGCAUAUAUGGCGUUGCAGGGUCUGGGAAGACUACCUUUGCAGGAUAUGUUCGAGAUUACAUAAAGGAGGAAUGCAAGGAGGAGAAACUUUUCGACACCAUCAUGUGUAUUCAUGUGUCAGAGACUUUCAGUGUGGAGGUUAUAUUUCAAGAAAUGUUGAAGGAUAUUACCGGAGACAGUCACUCCAAUAUUUCAGAUCAUGGGGUUCUAAACAAAAAGUUGAAGGAAGCAUUGCAUGGCAAACGUUUCUUGUUGAUAUUGGAUGAUCUCUGGGUGAAAAACAAGAAUGACCAACAACUGGAGGAACUAAUCUCUCCACUCAAUGGUCGGUUGAAAGGAAGCAAAAUCCUGGUGACGGCUCGAACAAAAGAAGCAGCUAGAGCUCUGUGUACCGAUGAACUUAUUGAAAUGCCUGAUUUGGAUGAGGAUCAGUACUUGGCGAUGUUUAUGCAUUAUGCUGGUAAAAGUAUUGCCGUUAAAGAAUUUGAACAAGUUGGGAGAGAGAUUGCCAAAAAGCUACACCGAUCACCUAUUGCAGCAGUAACAGUUGCAGGACGGCUUGGGGCAAACCCAAAUAUCAGUUUUUGGAAAAAUGUUGCAAAGCUUGACAUGUUGAAUGACACCAUGGAUGCUCUCUGGUGGAGCUAUAAGCAGCUUAAUCCAGACAUAAUGCGAUGCUUUGAAUUCUGCAAUAUUUUCCCCAGAAGAUUCAAAUUGGAUAAACACGACUUAGUUGGCUUGUGGAUAGCGCAAGGACUUGUAAAGACUAGUUGUCCAACAGAAGACAUGGAAGAUGUAGCUGAGGGCUACAUUCAAGAGUUGGUUUCAUGCUCAUUUCUGCGACCAGAUGAUUACUCUGAAGAAUGCUUUGCAAUUCAUGAUCUGCUGCAUGAUUUAUUAGCCAAGGUUGCUGGAAGUGAUUGCUUCAGAAUUGAGAACACAUGGAGCCACAUAGGAGAAGGCUGGAAGGGAGAAGUCCCUCGAGAUGUCCGCCAUCUUUUUGUUCAGAAUUAUGAUGGGGAAUUGAUUACCAAGAAGAUCCUUGCAUUGGAAAAUUUACGCACCCUCAUCAUCUAUGUUGUUGGAGGUACACCAGUCGAGGAAAAAGUCAUUGAGAGUAUAUGCAAGAGGCUGCCGAAAUUGCGGGUACUAGCCAUUGCUUUCACCAAGAAACAUUUUGGAAUGAGGAAAUCCAACAAGUUAUCGGUCCCAAAAUCUAUUGCUCAGUUAAAGCACCUACGCUAUCUUGCUUUCAGGACAGAUAUGUUAUGCUCUAUAACUUUACCAAGGGCACUAACGAAACUUCACAAUAUCCAGCUACUAGAUUUUAGCGGCGGCCGAAUGUUGGAAUUCCCCUUUGCUGACCUUGUCAACUUGCGGCACAUGUUCUGCUGGCCAAACUUGAAAUUCCCUAACUUGGGCAGGCUGAUCUCACUCCAAACACUACCAUGCUUCACAGUAAGCAAUGAACAGGGUUAUGAGAUAAGGCAGCUGAGGGACCUAAACAAGCUUCAAGGACGACUGAGAAUCAAGGGCCUGCAAAAUGUUAAAAGCAAGGAGGAAGCUCUUGAAGCCAAUCUAGCUGCCAAGGAACGGUUAACAGAACUGAGUUUCGAAUGGGAUGAUGAUACCAGGUGCAGUUCAGAAGUUGAAGCAGAGGUACUUGACGGCCUGUGCCCUCCUGCGGGGCUUCAAAAACUUGAUAUAUUUGGAUACAGAGGUUCAAGGUACCCAGAUUGGAUGGUGGGUAAGCAGAGCGGUGGCCCAGAGGGCCUGCGAAAUCUUUUUCUCGGGGGAUGCAGCCAACUAGGACCUGGUCCUGAAUUUGAUGCUUUCCCUCAUCUUCGUGUGCUCGAGAUUUACUCCUGCAGCUGGGACUCAUUACUAGGCAACAUGGAGCACCUCGCGUUGCUCAAGGUACUGCAUAUCGUGGGAUGCAAGAAUAUCCGGUCUCUUCCAACACUGCCCCAGUCUAUUGAGCAAUUGUAUCUUGCUUCCUGCAGCGAUGAGUUGACGGAGUCGUGUAAAACAGCCGGACAUCCAAACUGGCAAAAGAUUGAGCACAUCCCCAGGAAAGAUUUUUUGUGAUCCAGCAAGUAAGAAUAGAGGCAGUGAAGGACACGUGUGAUGGUCUUGAAUCAAUCCAGAGAGGCUUUAGGCAUCGCAAGACAGUGAAGGGCAUUUGAACAAGUUGGCUGGAACUUCCAGCGAAACUGCAGGUCCCCUUUUCCACCGACAGGAUGUGUUGCUGUUUCUUGAAUGUUGUCUCGCGUUUCUCCUUUAUUACCUCGUUUUGAAGUGUUGUAUGAUAUUAAAAACCUAAGGGCGACGACUGGGAACGCAAUCACCCCCAACAUGCCAAGAAACGCCGAUUUGGCCCCAGACGGCUCUUUUUCGGCGUCCCGGGGGACCGAACGGCUGGAGAUGCUCUAACAGUGUGAAGAGGAUCAAAAUUAAAGUGGACAUUGUGCGCAUGCAAUGGCUCACUGCCCAAAGCUGACGCGCCAUGUCUCAUCCACAUCAUCUCACCUUGUAGCUAGCUAGCCACACAACUGGAGACAAGUGGAUUAGUGUGUGUGUCACGGGCGCCAACGCGCUCUCUCCUAUGACGGGUAUUUACAGACUUUUAUUGCGUGAAAUGUGUUGAUGAUAUUUAUGUAGUUUGUUCAAGGGAGUUUUUGCUUUUUGGGAGCCCAACAAAUGUACUCCAAUUCCAGGA